AUGGAUACCGAGGAUGGCCACGUCUUCAUAAGGAACCUGGCUUACUUUGUACGAACCCACGAAAAGGCCCUCGCCAACGCCCUGCAACUGCAGCGGCAGAUGCCCAAGAAUGGCCAGGCCAUUAUCUCACCCUCGUCUCCCAACGGCCCCGCUAGUCCGCCCUCAUCCUCGUCGUCAAGCGUCUGGGCCGCCGCCCUGUCUUUGCCGUCCCUGACCUUCACCUCACAGUCCAUCAAGCCAGCCAAGCUCACAUUGACGCCCCACCAUCUCUUCUACAUCCUUUCACGAUUCGAGGAGCUCGGCAUACCUGUUGGUCCCAUGAAUGUGCGACUGGAGAACAUCCACACGGACGCUUCACCCGCAAACUAUGUCUCGUUCCUCGGCAGCGCUCAGCGCAGCAAAACAAAGUCUUCCGACCGCGACUCCAUACAUUCAGUGUCGAGCGUUCGCAGUGUCAUGUCAGGCAUGUCCUCGCUUUGGUCCACCUUUCGCAUUGGAUCAAACAGUGAAGCCAAGGCAGAGAAACAGAAAGUUCAACUCCAAGAAGACUUGCGAUAUCUCUACUCUGCAUUUACUAAGAUUCCCUGCCUGAGGCUGUCUCCUGACCACAAAGCCCGUCUCAUUGCGGGUUAUGAAGAAUUUCCCUUCGACACUGCCGUCCCUUUGUUCGCUUUCAAGAAUGUCACUGCGCUUGAGAUUCACGAUGUAGACUUUCGGCAAUUCUAUGGCUGGGACCGCCUGGCCGAAAACCUUCGCAGUCUUACUGUCAAGCGAGCAGGUGUUGACGAUCCCGCUGACCUUCUUAUCAAUGUCGUCUUGGACGACAUGGACAAGCGUCGUAGACGGUCGGCAAAGACACACGCUUCUUCCGCGCCUUGGUCUACCGCAAGCCCGUCCGCCAAGGUUGAGCACAAGCCCAAGAAGCGCGGUCGUGGCGCCGGAGAAUUCGUCCAAGACGCGCCAGCGACAGCGCAGUACCUCUCCCACGCGGCCCCCAAGCUCUCGUCAUGGUUCGUCCCAUGCCUAUGGUCGAAGCACUACAAAUGCACCCAACAUCCGCCGCUCGUCUGGGAGUUCUAG
Alternaria conjuncta is the source of this 1080-nucleotide messenger RNA. RefSeq lists its product as uncharacterized. Lineage: Eukaryota; Fungi; Ascomycota; Dothideomycetes; Pleosporales; Pleosporaceae. The record is from RefSeq and is a predicted model, not a curated record. The transcript has 3 exons. Bases 1 to 1080 code for a protein of 359 amino acids.